Molecule: messenger RNA, 1457 nt
Organism: Neomonachus schauinslandi (Hawaiian monk seal)
Lineage: Eukaryota; Metazoa; Chordata; Mammalia; Carnivora; Phocidae
Product: RNA-binding protein 4
Exons: 3
Coding region: 296-1393 (365 amino acids)
Biological process (GO): mRNA splicing, via spliceosome
Cellular component (GO): cytosol; nuclear speck
Molecular function (GO): zinc ion binding; mRNA binding
Source: RefSeq, a predicted model, not a curated record
UUUAACUUAACUGAGCAGCCAAUCCGGUGGUACACUCACCUCCCCUUCUACCCAGAGUCACUGCUGCGGCCGCCGCCAUUUUAGCGUUUUGUCAGAAGCGUCUGCGCCGCGAGGAAGAGCCCCUGCUGAUUUCCGUGCGGGUGAGAGACUCCAAGCCCCUCAGCUGUCUUUUUUUUUGCCCUGUUAAAUCUUACCUCACUCCUUUGGGCUUCAGAGGUAUCGUAGUGGGGUACUGGCCUGCGCACCCGUCUCUGAGAGUCGACCUCGGUGCUGGGCAUUGCGCGGCUGUGUCGAGAUGGUGAAGCUGUUCAUUGGAAACCUGCCUCGGGAGGCCACAGAGCAGGAGAUCCGCUCACUCUUCGAGCAGUAUGGGAAGGUGCUGGAAUGUGACAUCAUUAAGAACUACGGCUUUGUGCACAUAGAGGACAAGACGGCGGCCGAGGAUGCCAUACGCAACCUGCACCACUACAAGCUACACGGGGUGAACAUCAACGUGGAAGCCAGCAAGAAUAAGAGCAAAACCUCCACCAAGUUGCAUGUGGGCAACAUCAGCCCCACCUGUACCAACAAAGAGCUUCGGGCCAAGUUUGAGGAGUAUGGCCCAGUCAUCGAAUGUGACAUCGUGAAAGAUUAUGCCUUCGUACACAUGGAGCGGGCAGAGGAUGCAGUGGAGGCCAUCAGGGGCCUUGACAACACAGAGUUUCAAGGCAAACGAAUGCACGUGCAGUUGUCCACCAGCCGGCUUAGGACUGCGCCCGGGAUGGGAGACCAGAGCGGCUGCUAUCGGUGCGGGAAAGAGGGGCACUGGUCCAAAGAGUGUCCGAUAGAUCGUUCGGGCCGAGUGGCAGACUUUACCGAGCAAUAUAAUGAGCAAUAUGGAGCAGUGCGUACACCUUACACCAUGAGCUAUGGGGAUUCGUUGUAUUACAACAACGCGUACGGAGCGCUCGAUGCCUACUACAAGCGCUGCCGUGCUGCCCGGUCCUAUGAGGCAGUGGCGGCUGCAGCUGCCUCUGCGUAUAAUUACGCAGAGCAGACCCUGUCCCAGCUGCCACAAGUCCAGAACACAGCCAUGGCCAGUCACCUCACCUCCACCUCUCUUGAUCCCUACGAUAGACACCUGUUGCCGACCUCAGGAGCUGCUGCUGCUACAGCUGCUGCUGCUGCAGCAGCCGCUGCUGCUGUUACUGCAGCUUCCACUUCAUAUUACGGGCGGGAUCGGAGCCCCCUGCGUCGCGCUACAGCCCCAGUCCCCACUGUUGGAGAGGGCUACGGUUACGGGCAUGAGAGUGAGUUGUCCCAAGCUUCGGCGGCCGCGCGGAAUUCCCUGUACGACAUGGCCCGGUAUGAGCGGGAGCAGUAUGCGGAUCGGGCGCGGUAUUCAGCCUUUUAAGGCUUGAGGUGAGAGCGGUGGGGUGUCCCCUGUUCUGGUUUUGCCAUCCCUCCUGCAGCCUAAA